Messenger RNA from Nematocida homosporus, 1281 nucleotides. RefSeq lists its product as uncharacterized. The coding region runs from base 1 to 1281 and encodes 426 amino acids. NCBI's taxonomy places the organism in Eukaryota, Fungi, Microsporidia. Gene Ontology annotation, molecular function: RNA binding. The record is from RefSeq and is a predicted model, not a curated record. The transcript has a single exon.
AUGCUAUACUUCAAGAGAUUAGACAUAAAUGAACUAGAUGCAUUGCCAUUUGAAGAAAAAGAAAGAUCUUGUCGUAAUAUUGUUGCCCAACUUGAUCAGAAACUAUCUAAUAUUCCACAAGAUCGGGAAAUGCUUAAAAAACUCGAAUACUUUCUGCCAUACUUAGAUAAAGAUGGCUUAUGUUUAUUGAUAGAUCAGUUGGUCUUUAAAGAUGUUUUCUGUGGACCCACAGCCUUCUUUAUUGAGAAGAUGCUUAAACAGUGUAAACUUCUAGCCGACUCUUUUGAUCCAACUGCCACUGAACAAGUUACUCAGUUUAUCAGCCGCAUUCAAAGUGAAAUCCUCCAGAACCCCAAGAAAGCCUUCAAAAGCAAAGGAGUUAAUCAUAUUAUUAGAGAGUUACUAAACAGUACUCGAGAUAAGACUAAACUACUAGCUGCUAUUGCCAAGGUACCUUUAGAGUACUUUUUAGACGAUCCCACUAGACUAAGUACUUACAAGGUCUACUUAGACGUUCUAGAAGGUGAACCACAAACUCAACUAUGUACUAAGCUAAUUGAUUAUCUAGAAAUUGAGAUGUUAACUUCUUAUCAGUCAUUUAUCUAUCAAAAAGUAUGUUCUGUUUGUAAUACGAGUGAUAAACAACGUUUAUUUAAGAAAGUCUCUCCUCACUUGCCAGAACUAGCUAAAGAUAAAGUAGCCAACUACUUUGUGCAAAGUCUGAUCAUGAACUAUCCAGCAGCUGAAACAUUUACUCUUCUAGUUGACUCACUAGGUUCUUUACCCAGUAACAGUAAUGUUCUCUUCUCUUUAGGCCUAAAAGCCUGCCAGGACAAACACUUAGUGGCAGUUGAGUACUUAGUUGAGAAUAUUUGGCUCAAAGAUAUGCUUAUCAAACGGUUACUUUUCAAUGAAAAAGGAGGUUUUGAUUCCAAAACACACCAACUAGCUAUUGCUCUUCUAUCUCUAACCAGCAAGUACUUAGCUGACUUCCAACUUGAAGUUAUUUCUCUGUAUGAAAAGUACUGGUUAUUUGAUAAGAUUGGACAAAAAGUACUGAUUGCUCUGUUCUCUAAACCUAUUGAUCCAGCUAUCAAAAGUCUCUUGAUUGGAACAAUGGCCAAAGAAUUCCUUGGUAUUAUGCGCACUAAAGGUGGCCCUCAACUACUCACAGCUAUUGAGAAGGUUUCAGACUUCAGUACCCGCAAGAGAAUAAGACUAGCUAUCAAAAAUGCGCCCUAUCAAAAGAGAACAUUGAUAAAGAACAGCUUAGACGGUUAA